Messenger RNA from Python bivittatus (Burmese python), 2853 nucleotides. RefSeq names its product hyaluronan and proteoglycan link protein 3 (gene HAPLN3). Lineage: Eukaryota; Metazoa; Chordata; Lepidosauria; Squamata; Pythonidae. The record is from RefSeq and is a predicted model, not a curated record. Gene Ontology annotation, molecular function: hyaluronic acid binding. Gene Ontology annotation, biological process: glial cell differentiation; central nervous system development; cell adhesion. Gene Ontology annotation, cellular component: perineuronal net; synapse.
CUCGCCCGCCGCGGAGGGAGGUUUCAACUCUUGGCUGCUGCUCGCAGUCCGUUCAGGACGCUGCGCUGGUUAUGCCCUCUUGCUCCCAGCUGGAAGGAUCAACCUGUUUUGAAAUUCAUCCCACCAGCACCUUGACCUUAAGAACAAAAUGACUGGACUGACAUCUACAAGCAUGGAGAUGCCUCUCAUAUCAUCAAGGUUCCAGAAUCUUCCACAAGUGAUGCUCUUCUCCCUGGCGGUGAUGCUGCUACAGACUGGGAGUAGCUAUGGCAGCCUCCCUUUCUACAAUGGCUUCUACUAUGACCGAGUCAUGAACGAUAAAGGAGAUGGAGAAGUUCUGUUCAAUGGUGUUCGACUGAUGGUUGAGACAUCUGAUGAUGCCAUCUUUACCCACCGUGGUGCCAAUGUUACGCUGCCCUGCCGUUAUCACUACGCACCUAAACUGGAUGCCCCACGCAGGAUCCGCAUCAAGUGGUCCAAGCUGCGGGAGGACAACACUAAAGAGCGAGAUGUGUUGGUGGCAUCUGGGCGAAAGCACCGUAUCUUUGGCGAGUUCCGUGGACGGACUCAUCUGCAGCAGGAGGCUGCUGAUGAAGCAUCCCUGGUGAUCAAUGACUUGCGCUUACACGAUGCUGGGAAGUACCGUUGUGAAGUCAUUGAUGGUCUGGAAGAUGAGAGUGGGACUGUGGAUCUAGAACUUCAAGGAGUGGUCUUUCCUUAUCAGCCUCCCCAUGGACGCUAUAAGCUUAACUUCCACGAAGCCAAGAAGAGCUGUGAAGAUCAGGAUGCGGUCAUAGCCUCCUUUGACCAGCUCUUCAAGUCCUGGAUGGAAGGCUUAGACUGGUGCAAUGCUGGCUGGCUGAUUGAUGGCACAGUCCAGUACCCCAUCACAUUACCUCGGGAACCCUGUGGUGGGAAUCACUUAGAACCUGGUAUCAGAAGCUAUGGAGAACGUCAUAAGAACCUCCAUCAUUUUGAUGUCUUUUGUUUCUCUUCUGCUCUGAAAGGGACUGUCUACUAUCUGGAUCACAAUCAGAAGUUCACCUUAGAAGAAGCCAAGCAAGCAUGCCAGGAUGACCAGGGUGAAAUUGCCAAGGUGGGUCAGCUCUAUUCAGCAUGGAAGUUCCUGGACUUGGACCGUUGUGAUGCUGGGUGGCUGGCUGAUGGCAGUGUGCGCUACCCCAUCGCUUCUCCCCGACCCAACUGUGGCCCACCAGAACCAGGGGUCCGAAGCUUUGGCUUUCCCCAAACUGGGAAAUUUGGAGUCUACUGUUACAAGAUGAGCUAAGGAAAAGCUUCCUUCAUCAGUGGACAGUGUCCUUUUUAUCACCACCUAGAGUUUAUUAUUUAAAGGGCCAGUCUCUGGGGGUCUGUUUUAACUGUAUGUUUUCAAGUUUGUGUUUUCUUCUGUGGGUUUUUUUUUUUUUUUUAAAAACUUUUUGUAAUGAAACAGAAAAUGCUGCACAAGCUGUGAGGUGGAAAUUGAGUUGCCUUAGUACUGAUCCUAUGAGCUUCCAGCUUUGUUGCCCAUUUAAUCAUGUGGUUGGAAAACCUGAGCUUAACUUGGGAUGGUGCAUGUACAUGGGAGAAGAGUUGGUUUGCUCAUCUGAUUAUGAUGUCUUCUGGAAUGGGCUCCUGCCAACAUCUGUCAAUGGGAUUAGGAAGCCAUCUGAAGUACCAGUUAGGCAGCUGUUAUAAGAACUGUCUUGAGAAAGGAAUUCCUGGUCCAGUGUGACAUUCCCAACUCUUAGUAGCAUAUGAUCUCAUCUUAAGUGAUCCAAUAUUUGCAACGUUCAAAGUGAACUGGCUAUUUUAAUAUCUCAGGACACUGUAUGGUAAGUGACUACAUUAUUACUUAAUAGGCAUUGAAGGAUCAGAAAUAAGGUUUGUUUGCCUUCUGGCUUGUUGGCAAGAAUCUCAGGGCAAAAGGAGAUGCAGAAGGGGCUGUUUCUCAGUAUCCUUUCUCCUGUUCUUCAGGUUGUCAACAUGAACUGGGGAAAAUAUAAUUCCUUCUGUUUAACGCUGAACUGGACCUAUAUGUUUAUUGGGUAGUGCCUGUGAUGUCACCAAUUCAUCUCCUCCUCCCAUCUUUUUGUAAAGUGAAGAAAGUGGAAUGACUGGGCUCAUACAAUAGGCUAUGCUAUCUUGUAUUUCUUUGGUUUUGGCAUAGAUCAUUGUGCAAACCCAGCCAUUUGUAAACCAUAGUUAAACUAUGGCUUCGAGUAAUGCAUGAAUCCAAGUUUCUAUCUUUGCACACACAUACACAUAGACCUCUUCCAAAUUUGAUUUUAAGAAUUAGGCCACUUUGAGGAGAAGACAAGAAUCAGCGCUCUUGUUAUUUGCAGUCCAAUGUUCAGCUUGCUGUAAAGGAUGGGCAAAUCUGGGCCUGGAUGGACACAUCUCACUAAGCCGUCUUGUCUUGUUUUGUCACUUUUCAUAUGCAGAACAAGCAAAACUCUGUUAGGACACUGCAACCAAACCAUUGUUUUGGGAAGCUUUUGCUUCUGUACCUUUUGUAUUGUCAAAGGUGUCUUGAACAUUGUUUUGUGGUGUUUAAAGAUGGGGUGUCUGGGAUGUCUGCUAAUAAAACUUUGAAGGAAACCACACAAAGAAAUAACGUGGAUAUCAGUGCCUUGUUCCAUCUUGAUUGCAGAAGCUGUCCAACAACCAACCCUAAACGGUUCCAGAAGCCCUUUUUCUACCAGAUUCCACAGAACAGAAAUAGCAUUGAGGUGGUCGUGAGAUACCAAGCUUAACCUGAGCCUUUUGGAGCAGAAUGGAAAGAAAGUGUUGAAAAGUGAGAUGCUUUGGACAGGAGGUGGGAAGGAAAUGUGGGGGUGUGGAGGGGCCAAA